AUGUCUUUCGUGCUUGAAAGAAGUCAAACUGAAAUUAAACGGACAACAGUUACAGUUACUAUACCUGAAAACAAUGUUGCCCAUCUAAUGUAUUAUUUGAGCUGUGUAUGUACAGUUAUUGAUUGUAAUGAUGACGCUCAAAUUCAACGCUUCACGUCUUAUCAAAAUUGGAAUCAGUUGACAAUCGAUGAUCAAAAAGUUUUGGUUUUCCUCUGCUCUACAUUUAGUCCUGAUGUUUUCAAUGACAAAGUUUUCUUUCAAAAGGAUUCUCUUUGUGUCCAUCACGAAAAUGAAUUCUACGAAAUCAAUCAACAAAAUCAUGUUUUAGUAGGAUCUGAAUCGGUUCUAAUUGCCGGACGUUUACGUCGUGUCACCAAAUUUAUGACAUAUAAGUUGUCUUGGCUGCAAAAAUACUACAUUGGCCCACUGGGGCGGCUCACUGAGCGACUAAAUCGUCCAUUACAACAUUCUACUAGGCAGCCUAUUGAAUAUCGGCCAUCUACAACUACUAAUAGCGCACCGACUUAUAAUUCAUAUAGUGCUCCAGUAAAAUCAAGAAAACGCACUCUUUUUGUGUGGAUAACUGUAUUCUGUGUUAUAUUUUUUAUAUUGCCUAGUAUCAUUGGAGGUAUUGUCGCUGCUGCGAGAAGAUAG
This is a messenger RNA of Rotaria socialis, 654 nucleotides long. The record is from the annotation of a GenBank genome assembly. NCBI's taxonomy places the organism in Eukaryota, Metazoa, Rotifera, Eurotatoria, Philodinida, Philodinidae.